Messenger RNA from Trichechus manatus latirostris (Florida manatee), 1773 nucleotides. RefSeq names its product dynein axonemal assembly factor 3 (gene DNAAF3). The transcript is spliced from 11 exons. The record is from RefSeq and is a predicted model, not a curated record. Lineage: Eukaryota; Metazoa; Chordata; Mammalia; Sirenia; Trichechidae. The coding region runs from base 1 to 1773 and encodes 590 amino acids. Gene Ontology annotation, biological process: motile cilium assembly; axonemal dynein complex assembly.
AUGACCACACCGGCAGGCUCCGGCACAGGCUUCGGUUCCGUGUCCUGGUGGGGUCUGUCCCCGGCGCUGGACCUGCAGGCUGAAAGUCCUCCUGUGAACCCAGACUCGAAGGCAGAAACGGAGCGCGGGAUUCCUGAGCUAGAUGUGCUGCUGCUGGGCUCCGUGGAUGGACGGCACCUGCUGCGAACCCUGGCCCGGGCCGCAUGCUGGCCUCGCAGGAAGUUCAACUUCUACCUGCUGGAGAAUAAUCUGGAAGCUGUGGCCCGACACAUGCUGAUCUUCAGUCUAGCCCUGGAGGAACCUGAGAAGAUGGGGCUGCAAGAGAGAAGCGAGACCUUCCUGGAGGUGUGGGGGAACGCGCUGCUGCGCCCCACAGUGGCUGCCUUCGUGCGCUACCAGGCCGAGCGCCUGGCGCACCUGGUCCUCGAGCCCGACCGCCUGGCAGAGCAGCUGCCCUGGCUCAGCCUGGGUGCCCUCAAGUUCCGCGAGCGGGACGCCCUGGAGGCCGUGUUCCGCUUCUGGGCGGGUGGGGAGAAGGGGCCGGAGGCCUUCCCCGUGAGCCGCCUCUGGGACCUGCGGGUACGCCACUACCUGGGUUCCCGCUACGACGCCCGGCGCGGUGUCAGCGAUUGGGACCUGCACAUGAAGCUGCACGACCGCGGGGGUCAGGUCAUCCAUACUCGCGAGUUCCGGCGCUGGAGGGACACAGGCGUCGCCUUCGAACUCAGAGACUCCAGCUCCUACCACCUGCCCAACCGGACCCUAGCGUCUGGGCGCCUCCUGAGCCACCAUGGGGAGCGCGUGACGGCGCGCGGGUACUGGGGGGACAUCGCCACGGGGCCCUUUGUGGCCUUCGGCAUCGAAGCGGACGACCAGAGCCUCCUGCGGACCAGCAACGGGCGGCCGGUCAAGACCGCGGGUGAAAUCACCCAACACAACGUGACAGAGCUGUUCCGGGAGGUAGCCGCUUGGGGGCGCCCAAGAGCCGCCCAGCGGGACCCGGAGCAGGUGCAGAGCGGGGAGGAUGUAAACCUGCAGCCAGUAGCCCCUGCCCAGGAGUCCUUCACUGUCCACUUCCUGUCCCUUGGUUCUUCCCAAACUCUCCACCACAAGAGCUGCUACAAGGGACGGUUCCAGCUUCUCUAUGUGUCCUGUGGGAUGGUCCACCUUCUCAGCCCUGAGCUCGGGGCCUGUAUGGUCCCUGGAGGGCGCCUGACUGUGGAAUUAGCUCGGUACCUGGUAGACUUGCGGCAGGAGCAGCUGCAGGCGUUCUCUGUCCGGGUCGGGGAGCUGGCUCAGGCUGCUGGGUUUGCCCCUCAGUCAGGGGCUAGGUCCUCAGAGACCUUUGCGCGCUUCUACAAGUCCGAGGACUCUUCUCCAGGCAGCAUUGACCAAGCUGUGGGAUCUGGGACUCCGUCCACAGAAGUCCUGGUCCUGCCUUCCGAGGUCGUUUCCCCACCUCUAGAAGCCGUGGCCUCGCCCCCUGAAACCAUGACUCCACCUCCUGAAGCCAUAGUCACGCCCCCUGAAUCCAUGGCCCCACCUCUUGAAGCCACGAUUCUGCCUCCUGAAGCCAUGGUUCCAACCCCUGAGGAUCUCACCCAGCCCUUUGGAGGCCUGGCCCCACCCUCUGAGUCCCUCAAGCAGCCCUCAGAGUUUCAAGGUUCCCUCUUGGAGGUUCUGGCUCCACCCCAGAAGGCUUUGACUAUGCCCUCCGUGGGUCAGACCCCAAAGCCAGAGAGUCUGACCCCAUGCCGAGUCCCCCAGCUCUAA